AUGAUAGAGGCGACGCUGGAAACGCUGCUCCUCUCGGGGGCGGUGUUGUGUUGGUUUGGCUGGCGCAGGCGGCCAAACGCCACGCGGACCAUCGAACUCCACACGGACGGCGUUCUCUACUGCUUUGACGAGCCCCAAAACUCCAUGGCGAAGAACCUGCGUGAGCGUCUCUUUCUCCUUGGCUCGCGCGUGGUGGACUGUGGCACGCACCGUGGCCGACUCUGCUUCGGCCUGGAGCUCGCGGACCCAUCGAGUGUGGAGCAGCUGCGGCCUACGGGGCUCUUCACCUCGCUACGGACGUCAGCCUCGGCCAGCUCACUGCACGGCGAGGGGGCCGCGCCCAGGGGAUGUGUGGCACUCUUCUUUUUAGGAGACAAACUGCUCAAGUGGAGGUUUAUUUACCACCUACGCCUUGCGGCGCGAUCGCUGCCGCCAUUUUCGCAGGAGCAGAAGAAGCAGCUGACAUCCCCUUCGACCGACGGAUCGCCUGAUGAGGGUGAAGGCAGCGGCGUCUACCGGUUGCUGUGGCGUCCGCCUAGAGUCAUCGACGUGACAGGGGACGAUCCGUUGGAGAUGCAUGAGGUGGAGCAGCUGGAGGACGUCCUGCGCCGGUAUGAGGCACAGAAGCAGUUAAGGCAGGAAGAGGAAGAGAAGGAAGACAGGGAGGAGAGUCUCUGCGACUCCACGGUGGUCGGCGAGGGUGAGAAGAUAGAGGCGCCUGAGCGGCUUACGCAUUCGCCACUCUACGCGCCCUGUAUUGCGCCCAAGCCGGCGAACCAGGAAUGUGCCGAUUGUGGUGAAAAAUGGCCCACGUGGGCUGUAAUGAGGCCCUUUGGCUGCUUUGUUUGUAUCAAUUGUGUCGGUGUGCACCGACAGCUGUGGCCGCAGCGCUGUCGCGAGGUGCAGCUGGACAGCUGGAGCGCCGCCGACAUGGAUUUCAUGGUCAAACGCGGUAACGACGUGGUGAAUGACGAGCUCGAGUAUGCUGGAUUUUACUUUAGCAGUGGGAAGGCCGUUUGUAAGCCGGUGGGUGGCUUCUCCCGGCGCGAGGUGCGGGAGGAGUACAUCACUCUGAAGUAUGAGGGGGCGUUUACGAGGGAGCGUAAUCCCCAUGUGCAACAGGCCGUGCCGCCGCCGCCAGAUUUAGAUGCACAGGGUAGCGUGGGUCUGAGCCAGAACGGGGCCCUAAGUCACGACGGCCCGCCGCGGUACAUUGGUGUGGCGUAUAUUGCUGCUCGUGAGGUGAAUGGCAUACGCAGCAGCGGCGCCGUCUUAUCGUUGACGAACGGGUUUCAGGAGUUGCGUAGCCGCGCCGGUGUGGUUCCUGGCGGUCCCGUCACCGGCGACCCCUGCAACGCCUGUACGCGCUGGGAAGAGACCUUUCAGCUGGGCGUCUACUCCGUCACCGCCCCGCUCUACAUCGCGCUCUACAGCAGCGGCGACGAGUUGCUCGGUGUCGCCGAGUGGACGCUCCCCGACGGCGUCGUGGCGUCGGGCGGUGGGUCCGAGCCUCUGACGCUGCCGCUGCUCUGGUGCGUGCCGGGUGAGGCGUCCGCGUGGCCGCGGCUGAACGUCUUUGGUGGGGAGCGCCAGCGCCGGCAGCGGGCCAGUCGGGAAUGGCGCCAGCCGUUGCUGAGCCUCACCGUCUCGUUUGCCCACUUUGGGUGA
Messenger RNA from Trypanosoma conorhini, 1668 nucleotides. Its product is annotated as putative GTP-ase activating protein. The transcript has a single exon. Bases 1 to 1668 code for a protein of 555 amino acids. The record is from RefSeq and is a predicted model, not a curated record. Gene Ontology annotation, molecular function: GTPase activator activity; phospholipid binding. NCBI's taxonomy places the organism in Eukaryota, Euglenozoa, Kinetoplastea, Trypanosomatida, Trypanosomatidae.